AUGAAAUUAUACCAGGCCACAUCAUGGCGUUGGAGCGCUAUGACCAACAACACCUACUACGACGAUAACAAUCGUAUCGUCUAUAAAGUCCAUACCCCCUUCAAAUUCACCAAUCGAACUACAACCAUCACAAAAACCAGGGAAUCCGAACGCGAACACAUCUCAAAUCAAGCAGCUAAUCCCGUCGCCAGCGAUCGUUACGAACCUGGUGAAGAAUAUGACGACCAUACUGAUUCGUCCAGAUCAAAGCGCCACAAAGCGGACACCAAGAGCGCUACAAGCAGUAUUGAUGUUGAUGAGAAGAGGGUCUCCGACUGGGCAGAAGACGUUGUCGACGCUGACGAAUCUACGCCCGGGAAUGAGUCUGUUAAUGGAGCUGCUAGCUCCUCAUCACUUGGAUCUAGCUCUCCGCGUAUUUUUGAGUACCUCGCUCAGAUUGAUUGGAGAGUCUUCGCGAGUUCUAAAUUCAGGUUGGGAGAUGGUGCUGAAAUCGAAGCAAAGGCGUUCUUCAGGAAAGAGGGCUGGGGUCCAUAUGGAAGGCAUCGAGUCUUCACGGCUAAAGAUGGGCGAGAAUAUAAAUGGUAUCUGCGUUUGUGGUAUUCGGAGCUCGCUGUAAACAACGAAGGGAAGACUCCCGUUGCAAAGUUCAAUCAUAAAUCCAUCCGAGGCAAACGCCCCUCUGGAUAUCUCGAGAUAUUCCCGGCUGGUGAGCAUAUGGUGGACGAACUCUUCACCACUUUCAUCUAUAUAGAGAAAUUAAGGAAGGAGAAGGAGAGAGCUGCGAAAUAG
Molecule: messenger RNA, 789 nt
Organism: Marasmius oreades (fairy-ring Marasmius)
Lineage: Eukaryota; Fungi; Basidiomycota; Agaricomycetes; Agaricales; Marasmiaceae
Exons: 3
Coding region: 1-789 (262 amino acids)
Source: RefSeq, a predicted model, not a curated record